Molecule: messenger RNA, 564 nt
Organism: Closterium sp. Yama58-4
Lineage: Eukaryota; Viridiplantae; Streptophyta; Zygnematophyceae; Desmidiales; Closteriaceae
Source: the annotation of a GenBank genome assembly
AUGACGAUUUACGAGAAGAACCUGAACGACGUGAUCACCGUCGUUAAGGCGAAGCCCGGUUACAAGGCCUUCGCAUCACUCGUCGGCGCAAUUCUGAAGCAAACGCAGCUGAAGAGUCUCGUGCAGCAGAACCUAACCAUCUUCGUUCCCAACGACAAGGCGCUUAACGAGUUCAACCUCACGCAGUACGCGACCGCCGACCUCCUUAAAGUCGUCAAGUACCACGCCGUCAAGGGCACCUACACCUUUGCGCAGCUGCAGGCUCUCGCCGCAUCUGGCGGGAAGCUCCAGACGACCCUCGGCCUGACGAUCUCGCUGACCCCUACGAAGAAGGGCGUCGGAAUGUUCGGCAUGGAGAAGAUAGGCGCCGCUGUCCUCGAUAAGGACAUCUCCAUUAAGCCGACGGUGGUCGCGCAGGGAAUUUCCCGCGUGUUGAAGCCUAAGGGGUUCGUUAUCAAGGGCGCGGGCGCGGCUACCCCGACGACUAAGUCACCCGCGGCUGGCUCUCCUGCUCCUAAGACUACCACUCCCAAGACUCCUAAGGCUCCUAAGACCACCGCUUGA